AUGAGCAAACCCUCUCAGGCCUUGCAGGGCCUCAAGCGAUUCGCUACAUGUGAUAUCGGUGACGCGCUGGUGAAGCUGAAGUAUCCAUAUGGCGGGUUCCUAGAUGGACUCAGCAUGUACUCUCCUGGGUCCGGGGCUAGCAUUUGUGGUCCCGCUAUCACAGUGAAGAUGGUUGAGACGAAUAGUCCUGGACCAACUCCACCUAUUCAUUUCGCGGAUGCGAAUAAAGCAGGCCACAUCAUGUACAUCCAGCAGCCCAAGGGUAUGUACUCGGCUUGCUGGGGUGGCCUCAUGUCGACCAGAGCCCAGAAGCUGGGCGCUUUGGGGGUUAUGGUAGAUGGUCGGAUGCGCGACACGCAGGAGCAUGUUGACAUGAAGUUUCCGGUGUUUGCAAAGGGGACAUCAGUUCUUGGGUCAAACACGUUCACUCGCGCAUCGCAAAUCAAUGUCCCCGUGCAGUUCAAGGGUGAUCUUUGGAUCCACCCUGAGGAUAUCCUCGUCGGCGAUGAGAACGGGGUUGUUGUUGUUCCCCCUUCUCUGACCGAGCAAAUUGUGGAGCUGUGCCAGGAACGCUUUCAGAUUGACGAGAAGACUAUGGAGGCGCUGCGGGCCGGCGAACCUAUGGGCCAGGCCCUCAAGCGGCUCCGGAAGUGA
Molecule: messenger RNA, 654 nt
Organism: Penicillium argentinense
Lineage: Eukaryota; Fungi; Ascomycota; Eurotiomycetes; Eurotiales; Aspergillaceae
Product: RraA family protein
Exons: 3
Coding region: 1-654 (217 amino acids)
Source: RefSeq, a predicted model, not a curated record